Molecule: messenger RNA, 405 nt
Organism: Conger conger (European conger)
Lineage: Eukaryota; Metazoa; Chordata; Actinopteri; Anguilliformes; Congridae
Product: unique cartilage matrix-associated protein-like
Exons: 5
Coding region: 1-405 (134 amino acids)
Biological process (GO): embryonic skeletal system development; regulation of osteoblast differentiation
Cellular component (GO): extracellular matrix
Source: RefSeq, a predicted model, not a curated record
AUGACCUGGACCCGUUCUGUUACCCUCGCCCUGCUCGCUGUGCUGUUCGUCCUGACCCUGAAUUACAGGGCCGAGAGUGCAGCGGUGCGGGAUGACUCUGCCGACCCGGCGGCCAGGGCGCCGCCAGGAGCAGCAAGGAGGGUCUUCAUGCCUGGGACGGAGGCAGCAAACUUCUUCAGACGCAGGAGUAGGAGAUCGGUGAAGUCUCAGGCUGAGAUCAAUGCUGAACAGAGGCAGAGUCUGGCCAAGGACGAGCGCAGGAGAGAGUACUAUGAGGAGCAGAGGGAUGAAUUUGAGAAUUACGUGGAGGAAGAGCGUGAUGAACAGAACGAGAGGACCAGAGAGAAGACAGAGCAGUGGAGGGAGUUUCACUACGAUGGGAUGUACCCUGCCUACCGAGUGUAA